AUGUGCUCUCUGCCAUUUCCAUAUCCAGCAUUGGGGAUGAACUUCAGAGUUUUUCGGAGGACCGACAGAGAAGCAACUCCACCUGGGGCCCUGGCGAUCGUGAAAGAAGUCGGGGGCCUCAUCCGCGAGAUGGUGGGCGUCCUUGGUGGUGGAGAGAUCGGAGUCCGAAGCAAAAUCGGAAACAGAAGUACUGGCUACCAGAUGAAGUACCCGGAGCCAAUUACCUUGCAAAUCUAUGAGUAUGCAGAUAAACGUGCGGAGGAGGAAGACGUGGCGCCGCCUCCACCGCCUCCGCCGCCGCCGCCUGCACCCACGUUCAAAGCGAGCAAGACCGAAGACAAUCUCAGCGGAGAGGCUGGGAAGACCACCGAGUCAGGUUCGCGUCCCGCGUUGCGCUUCAUGACAUUGUGGCAGCAACUUCACAAGGCAUGUGGUGCACUUUCGAAGGAUACUCCUCCGCUGGACGGUCGCGUCACACCUCGAAAUGUGAAGGACGAGCAAGCACGCCCGCUCCGAAACAGCGAGGAGGACAGUGCCAGUGCCACUCCACCUUUCGAGGAGGAGGAUGAGGACAUGGAGGAAAACGAGCAGGCAGUGGGCAGUUUGAGGCCUGCAUCACCUGCCGGGCCGCCUGCAAUCAGGGCACGGUCACCAAGCCGUCGCGAUUCUGGAAGGAUGCCUCUGUUACCGACGCCACCGGAUCCACCCAAGAAGCAGCUGGAAGCGGAACGCAUGGUGCUAGAGGCCCUCCGCAACAAGGACCCCAUUGGUGUUCCCAACGGAUGGCCUGCCAUUGUAGCUGCAGCCUAUGCGAACGAGCUUGACAGUGUGCAGUGGCUCAUCAAUGCCAAGGCAGAUGUGAAUGCAAUCACCUCCAGCAAGUCAAGCGCUCUUUGGCAGGCAGCAACUCGGCAGCAAAGAAGCCAAAGUUGUCAGCUGCGUGGAAAUUGCAUCCGCGCAACCGGUACUCUGAGGCGCAUGGUGCGGCCCCUCCUGGAGGCCCGUGCCGAUCCGAACCACGUCAAGAAAAGUGCCAAGGGCGUCAGGCGAACCUGCCUCGACAUGGCUCUCAACGAUGAUGCCCCGGCAUCCAUCAUCAAGAUGCUCGAGAUUGCAGGUGGCCGACGUCAUGACAGAGGCGGUGGCGAGGUUGCCCUGGACCUCAAAGAGCACUUGGCUUUCGCAUCCAGAGAAGAUGAGGAUCUCAGCUCACUCAGACCUGGCAAGCGACUUCGUUUGAACAAGUUGCUCAAAGAGGCAACGUCGUUUGCCGAGAUGCUCUCGCGCAUUGGCGACCGGGCGGAGGGUGAGGUGAAAUCCGAACCGUCUUCCCCUUCCACACCUCCAGAUAAACCGGGCAGUGCCUAUGCGGAGCGAUCAGCAUUUAAGCGGGCCUAUGCGCGCAAGAUGUUGCCGCUCUGCGGCGAGAAGCCAGUACUGGACUUCUCGGCGUACAGGACGAGCGUGAAGGCAACUGAGCUUUGCCCGCAACCAGCUUUCAAGUGUAUGAGUAGGAGGAGGACCAACACACGUUGUAAGGACCGACUAGAGCUUCCCUCUGAGCAACAGGCCUCAGAGCCGAAGCGGCGGAUCUACGCUGGACUGGAGAUUCCGCCAGCGGAGCGAUGGCGGGCUGGAGUUGGCGGCAGCUUGCCGGCAGAUCCUGCUGCUGAAGACAAGCCUGACUUGCUCAAG
Messenger RNA from Symbiodinium necroappetens, 1695 nucleotides. NCBI's taxonomy places the organism in Eukaryota, Dinophyceae, Suessiales, Symbiodiniaceae. The record is from the annotation of a GenBank genome assembly.